Messenger RNA from Cyclopterus lumpus (lumpfish), 4005 nucleotides. RefSeq names its product solute carrier family 6 member 2 (gene slc6a2). Gene Ontology annotation, biological process: sodium ion transmembrane transport; dopamine uptake involved in synaptic transmission. Gene Ontology annotation, cellular component: presynaptic membrane; neuron projection; neuronal cell body membrane. The coding region runs from base 251 to 2125 and encodes 624 amino acids. Lineage: Eukaryota; Metazoa; Chordata; Actinopteri; Perciformes; Cyclopteridae. The transcript is spliced from 15 exons. Gene Ontology annotation, molecular function: norepinephrine:sodium symporter activity; dopamine:sodium symporter activity. The record is from RefSeq and is a predicted model, not a curated record.
UUCAGGAUGGGCAGUCUUCCCUCAGAUGCAUCUGGGCUGCAGCAGCGCCGGGUCAUGGAGGUGUGGACCUAGCUUCACAAAGUACGGAGGCCCCAUGCACGCGGAGGCAGCAGCUGCAGUUUGGGCGGAGAACGCUCGCUUGCAACUGCCGUCCUCAGGAGCACCGACUCGGACCAUCAGCUCCGCCAGAACCCGCAGGGGGCCGUGAGAGCACCGGGUCAGCGUGGGCUCCCUACGCACCGCAGAGAAGAUGAAUAUCCAGGUUCUGCCCGAACACAAGCUCUCGUCGGUGGCCCCGCUGAAACAGUGCAAUGUGGAGAAAAGGGAGGUAGAACUGAUACUGGUGAAGGACCAGAAUGGCGUCCAGUACACCAGUUCCUCCAUCAUUCCCAGUCCAGGCCACCUCGCAGGUCCUCCGGGAUGCACCGACGAAGAACGAGAAACUUGGGGAAAGAAAAUAGACUUUCUCCUCUCGGUUAUUGGCUUCGCAGUAGACCUGGCCAAUGUUUGGAGAUUCCCUUACUUGUGCUACAAAAAUGGAGGAGGUGCCUUUUUGAUCCCGUACAUUCUUUUCUUGGUCAUUGCGGGGAUGCCAUUGUUCUACAUGGAGCUCGCCUUGGGCCAGUACAACAGGGAAGGAGCGGCUACAAUUUGGAAAAUUUGCCCCAUCUUUAAAGGUGUGGGCUACACUGUGAUCAUCAUAGCCCUGUAUGUCGGCUUCUACUACAACGUCAUCAUUGCCUGGUCCCUCUACUACCUGUUCUCCUCCAUGACCAAUGAGCUGCCAUGGCUCCACUGUAACAACGCUUGGAACAGUGAAAACUGCACCGACCCCAAAGCCCUCAACGGAUCCGUCAUCGGCAACGGGACGUCUUACGCCAAGUACAAGAUCACCCCGGCAGCAGAGUACUAUGAACGGGGUGUGCUGCAUCUCCAUCAGAGUCGGGGUAUCAAUGACCUGGGCCUGCCCCGCUGGGAGCUGACCUUGUGUCUGGUCAUUGUGGUCUUCAUCCUCUACUUCAGCCUGUGGAAAGGUGUCAAGUCCUCAGGGAAGGUGGUGUACAUCACAGCUACCAUGCCCUAUGUGGUCCUUUUUGUUUUGCUGAUCCGAGGCAUAACUCUACCGGGGUCCAUGGAUGGCAUCAGGGCCUACCUUCACAUUGACUUCAAGCGGCUCAACAAUCUAGAGGUGUGGAUUGACGCUGCCACCCAGAUAUUCUACUCACUGGGAGCAGGAUUUGGGGUGCUCAUUGCUUUUGCCAGUUAUAACAAAUUUGACAACAACUGCUACAGGGAUGCUCUCUUGACGAGCACCGUGAACUGCGUCACCAGUUUCUUCUCAGGGUUCGCCAUCUUCUCUGUGCUCGGAUACAUGGCUUACAAACACGGGGUCAAAAUAGAAGAUGUGGCAACAGAGGGGGCAGGAUUGGUGUUCAUCAUCUACCCUGAGGCAAUUUCUACAUUGCCCGGUUCAACAUUUUGGGCUAUUGUGUUCUUCAUCAUGUUGCUGACUCUGGGCAUUGACAGCUCGAUGGGCGGCAUGGAGGCCGUCAUCACAGGCCUGUCGGAUGACUUCAAGUUCCUCAAGAGAAACAGGAAGGUCUUUACCUUCGCCACAGCCUUUGGGACAUUCCUGGUUGCCCUCUGCUGCAUUACUAAUGGAGGGAUCUAUGUGCUGACCCUGUUAGAUAAGUAUGCAGCUGGGACCUCUAUACUAUUCGCCGUGUUGAUCGAGGCCAUUGGCGUGUCAUGGUUUUACGGUGUAGACCGCUUCAGCGAAGAUAUUGAGCGCAUGAUGGGCUUCAAGCCAGGUCUCUACUGGAGGCUGUGCUGGAAAUUUGUCAGCCCAGCUUUUCUUCUGUUUAUCGUGAUAGCCAGUGCUGUGAAAUCAUCAGGCCUGAAGUAUGAUGACUAUGUCUUCCCUAACUGGGCUAACAUUGUUGGCUGGAGUGUGGCCAUGUCCUCCAUGAUGUUUGUCCCCGGCUAUGCCAUAUAUAAAUUCUGCAGCGUAAAAGGAACAUUCAAACAGAGGAUAGCCUAUUGCAUCACUCCAGAGCACGAACAUCAUCUGGUUGCUGAGGGAAACAUCCGGCAGUUCACACUCAAGCAUUGGUUGGCCAUUUGAUGACAUCACCCAGAAUUCCCUCAUCCAUCCUCACAUCUGGUGUUUGGAGUUCCUGUGUGGUCAAACAGCCAAGUAGGACAACAGGCUCCAACCUCGUUCAGCAGUCUCUUCCAGUCCAUUUACUACCCCAAGGCCUUUGUUGACCACAGUAGCUUUAAGCACUUUGAUUUGAAAAUAAUAAACAAGCAUUACUCUGAAUCAUUCAACAGCUUCAGAUCAUAAUGGAGGGGCACCUCUAGGGGACAAUGUAUGUAUUUUUUGAUAUACUAUUUUAAUUCAUCUGAACUGUAUUUGUGAUGUUGUAUAGUUUGUGGUGUGACUAUUACCUUGUGGAAGGAACAGAAACUAAAACGAACACCAAAACAAUCCGAUUAUCCCGUGUACUAUUUUACAGGGAACCCAAAUAAUCAAACAUUAUUUUAAAGCUUAUUAUUAUUUAUUUAUUAUUAUAUAAAUAUUGGAAGAAAGUCUCUGUUUUUGCCGUUCUGUUAUCAGUGCCUUAUCAAGCGAGACACUCCAUGUUUAUUACAUAAACAUACAUAAAUUAAAUUAACUGUGUUGACUCAGGAACCCACCAAAACAAGUUUAUGGAUGGCAAUCUGUCGACUUGACCCAAUCCUUUGAUGCUCAAGUCAAACAGCUGGAGGUCAACAGUGCAUCAAGGUCAAGCUCCUUAGCUAAGAUUAUAUUAUACUUAGGUCUUAUAUAAUGCGUUCAUGUCAGAUUAUGUUACAAAAAAAGGAAUAAUGCAUGCAUCACUCCAAAACUUAAAAAAAAAAAACUUCAUUCACCUCCAAACUCCAAACCAUGCCUUAAUCCCAAAGAAAGACUGAGGCUGAACCUGGUCAGUGCCUGGCUGCUUACUGAAGGUGAAAAAAAACAAAAAUGGCGUAACUGCUAGUUUUUUUGUAUUGUUGUGUUCCUUUUACUUUACAAAUGUAUGUCUGUUAAAUGCUUCUGAGGAGUAUAAGAGGCUUUUCCUCCAAAGAGACCGAAAGAGAGAGAGAGAGAGAGAGAGAGAGAGAGAGGUGUGUGUGUGUGUGUGUGUGUGUUGAAAUUUUGUUUCCAACCAUGCAGUAUGCUGUUAGUGUACGGGUGACCACCGUUGAAUGCCUCUUUCACUGCACUGUAUAUAUUAUCUUAAGUGCGUGAUAACUGCCCAUAUAUAUAUAUAUAUAUAUUUUUAUUUAUUUGAUGGACUACUUUUUCCCUCACCUUUAGAAGUGCCAAUAUGUUCCUUUUAGGAUUGUUUUUGAUUACCUUAUUCGGUUUAUUUUCUGAGCUGAGGAGGUUAUGCUUCGUUGGGUUUGUUACAUUUGUCAGCAGGAUUAUGGAAAACUACUGGCCCAUAAAACUGGUGGAAAUGUGAAGCAUGGGCCACGGAAGAAACCUGUUAAUGUUGGCGCAGAGUGGCCUGGGCAGAGGUCUGUGCUCUUCAAGUGCACUUCUAGUUUAUUUACUGGAGUUCAGUUACAUUUUAAACAUCAAUUAUAACAGACCCUUAUUGCAGGGAAUAAAGCCACAAAGAAAAAACAUCAAACGUGUGUGGAAUAUAUUAGACAAUAUAAAAAUAUAUUCUUUUGUUAUAUAUAAUCUUGUAUUCAUCAAAUUGUUUAUAACAAAAAGUGAAUGUAAAGUCUUUUAAGCGUAACUGUCCACUGUAAUAAAAUGGUGUUUGAUGUAUAGCUAAGAUGAACUAUGUAGAACAAAUAUUCUUCAGUGUAACCCGGGGCUACUUUGUCACAUGAAUGUGAACGAAUACACCCUGGCUUUCCUGGACUAUGUUUACAAAAAUAUUGUGUCCAAUACCAAUGUCCUGUUGAACGUGAGUGACAACUAUCUAUGAAUAAGUCUGAAGUAUUCACACUAUGAUAAUAAAG